Messenger RNA from Penaeus chinensis, 909 nucleotides. Its product is annotated as acanthoscurrin-1-like. NCBI's taxonomy places the organism in Eukaryota, Metazoa, Arthropoda, Malacostraca, Decapoda, Penaeidae. Bases 127 to 771 code for a protein of 214 amino acids. The record is from RefSeq and is a predicted model, not a curated record. The transcript is spliced from 4 exons. Gene Ontology annotation, molecular function: peptidase inhibitor activity. Gene Ontology annotation, cellular component: extracellular region.
CAGUCGUCACGGCAGGAGAAGAGCGCAUAAAGAGGCGGAGGAAUGGCGGCGUCGUAGCAUUCAGCACACGCCCUCCAUGCCAUCACGAGGCUAGUGUCGCCCUCUGACAUCACUUUGAAGGAAAAAAUGCAAACGUCUGUGCUGUUUCUCGCCCUCGUGGCCACGGCGCUCGCUCAGCAGAGGAUCUUAAACAACCGACCCAGCAGCGGCUGGUAUAGUUCUGGCAACAAUUACGGUUCCUCGGGUUCCUACGGUAGCGGCGGCGGUUCUUCGGGCUCUUAUGGCGGCGGCUUCGGUUCCUCUGGUUCUGGAGGCGGUACAGGCAGUGGGGGAGUCCUUGUGACAGGACUCAUCAGCGGCCUUGUGACCGGCGUCCGCCCGACCUCAGGAGGCUUCGGCUCAGGGGGAAACUACGGCUCUGGAAACUACGGGUCGGGAGGUUUCGGUUCGGGAGGGUUCGGCUCAGGAAACCUUGUGUCAGGAGGAUCGGGAUCUGGAGGCGGCGGCUACGGGGGAGGCAGCAGCAGCUCCUGCAGGUAUUGGUGCAGAAGCGGCAACAACCAGUUCUACUGCUGCGAGAACUCCAGUCAGACCGCCAGCAAUAUAGCUGUCCACCCGGGGAGCUGCCCAGCGGUGCGCCCUCUGUGCCCCGGGACGCGAGGUCUGCCGCCCAAGACGUGCAGCAACGACGGCGCGUGCGGCUGGGCAGACAAAUGCUGCUUCGACAACUGCCUGAAGCUGCAUGUGUGUAAACCUGCUUUAAAAUGGUGAACCUUCGUUGAAAAUUCAUUAUCAAGCUUUUGAUAAUGGCGCAAGACCCCAGUUCAAAGUUUUAGUCUGAGUUAGUGUAGUUUCGGUAUUAUAUGAGUUAUUGUGUAAUAUUUUUUUCCAAUAAAAUCUGAAAAAAUG